Messenger RNA from Oncorhynchus kisutch (coho salmon), 1119 nucleotides. RefSeq lists its product as uncharacterized. Lineage: Eukaryota; Metazoa; Chordata; Actinopteri; Salmoniformes; Salmonidae. The coding region runs from base 57 to 707 and encodes 216 amino acids. The transcript has a single exon. Gene Ontology annotation, cellular component: nucleus. The record is from RefSeq and is a predicted model, not a curated record. Gene Ontology annotation, biological process: sensory organ development; axon development; positive regulation of transcription by RNA polymerase II. Gene Ontology annotation, molecular function: protein dimerization activity; E-box binding; DNA-binding transcription factor activity, RNA polymerase II-specific.
CGGGUCUAGAAGUUCAGUUACGUCUGCACUGUUGAAUCUAUACCCUAGUCAGGACAAUGCAACGCCGCAAAAGUCUAUUUGCGCCAUACAUCUCCAGAAACGCAGACACUGUUGCGGAUUUGAAAGUGCAUCCUGCAGACCUGCCACAUGGAGCUCUUGUGCAGACCAGUUGGAUAGAGGAGAGAGUAGAGCGCAGGAGCGAAUGUGACACGUGCGCUAUUGGGGAACUCAGGUUGCCAGGGCUCGGAUACAUCGAACAGGACAAGAGCACCAUCGUCAUAGCGCAAAGGCGGCGGCGCAUGGCUGCAAACGCCCGGGAGAGGAGGAGGAUGCUCGGCCUCAAUGUUGCCUUCGACCGGCUCAGGAGCGUUAUCCCUAACCUGGAGAGCGACAAGAAGCUGUCCAAAUCAGAGACUCUUCAGAUGGCGCAGAUAUACAUAUCGACGCUCAGCGACUUGUUGCAGGACAGGCCCUCCGUAGCGGAAUUCAGCACCACUGAACUUGAGAGCACGGCGAAGGUGGACACGGCCCCAACGGGAAGGCCAACAAUGAACUCCACAGAAGACGCAACUGUAAAGCUACCUGGGCCAGGUACAUACAAUAUAUGUAGAGACAGUGGAAACGUGAUGCGCGCGCCUUUCGAAGAACAGAAGACAGAGUUGCGAGGGUUUAUGAACCUGUGGGAGAGAACUAGUGGCACAAAAUAACUGUAUUUGUUUGUGUUUACUAAUGUAUUUUUUUUCUUCAUACAAAACAUGUUGAUUGUUUGAAACCUUAUGUAGAUGAUCUGGCUGAAGUAAAAACAUAUUUACGCAUCAAUAUGAGCUUUAUCUAAAGGCUUCGGCUUCUUUCGCAUGUCUGAAAGUUAUAGGGGUAGUUUAUGCUCUGUAAAAACGGGCAAUAGAUUAUUCCAAAACAUGAUACAAACGUACAGAAGUGUACAAAAAUACAAAAAAUAUCAGACACGGUAUACUGAAAGUAGCAAUUUUUAUUCUAGUUAAAAUUAUAUACAGGUAACCAAAGACAUUCUUGAAAUUGGUACAAAGAUCAUGUUCCUGCAUUUGGCUUUGUAUACCUUUUUAAUCUGACUUUCAAAUAACUGAGAAAUGCUGUAUAAAA